CGCCGCCGCCGCUUCGCCAUGAGCCGCGAGUGCGGCCUCCUGCUGCCGCGCGUGUGCGCCGCGCUGGCCGGCCCGCGCCCGCCCGCCGCCGCCGACACCUGCCUGCAGAAGCUGCUCGACUGGCUCGGGGAGCUCAGCGAGGCCGAGCCCGGCCUGAAGCUGCUGCAGGACAACCCGUGCCUGGCGGAGCUGCUGGCCGCCGUGCUGGCGCUGCCCGAGCCCGGCGCCGGCCUGCUCUCCUUCGCCCUGCGGCUCGCGGGGUUGCUGGCCGCCUCCGAGAGCGCCUUCCAGCACCUGCAGCAGGAGCAGCUGCUGGCCAGGCUCUUCGGCGAGGCCGGGCCUCGCGCCGGCGCCGCCUGGGCCGACGCGGCCGUGCGCGGCGCCUGGCUGGACGGCGCGCGCAGCAUGGCGCUCCACGAGCCCGCGCUGCGCCUGCUGUGCGCCCACGGAGCCCUGGAUGUCAUCUUCACUCUGCAGGGAGACCCCAGCCUGUUCGUGGCCUCAGCUGCCCGGCGGCUCCUGGUGCACACGCUCUCCUUCUCCCUUGAGUAUGAAAUGCCUAAAGCUCCCGGCACCAGGGUCUGCUACUGGCCCCCGUGCGCCCAAGUGAUUGUAAAGCACAUAGAAGAUUCCCUUCAGUCCAGCUCUGUGUCUCACGUGAAGCAGUCGUUAAAGCUGUUAGCUGGUUUGUUUGGCAGCUGUCACGCGCCCUGGACUGAAGUGCUGUGGUCGGGUAUAGCUAAGCAAGUACAGUCCUUCCUGACGGAAGAGUCCGUUCAAGCACCGCACCUGCUGGCGGAUCUUUUGCUUAACAUGUCCAGGUCUCCUGUGUUUUGUGAACCUGAAAGCAGUUUUUGGCCAUUAGUGACAUCUGCUCUGGAACAUUUAACCCCUGUACAAGCAGGUCCUCUGGCAGUGGGAAUUCUGAGGUUGCACAAAUGCCCACAAGAUGUGAGGAUUCAGGCAGUAACUGUUCUGCUUCAGCCAAUGGACUGCAUUUUAAGAGCAGCCUCCCAGCCUCUGGAAUAUUCAGGUUUGUUGGAUGAGUCUGUCACUGAUCCUGCCACUGUUGAAAGUCUUCUGUCCUCCAAGUCGUCUUGUGCUAGUCUCCUGUGUCAGACUCUCGGUCAUCUGGAAGAACUACUCUCUCUGAGUCAUUUGCCAGUGGAUUUACCCGGUACAUCUUUGCUGCGUUCCGUCAUGACAAUAUUACGAUUCUGUAACGGCCUCCUCAUUCCAACUUCUCCUCUGGGCAGCAAGAUAAGCCAAACUUUGAUUGGUUGCUUCAGAGUACAGAGGUCAGCUCUUGAUGUCCUGGCUGUGCUGUCAGAGCAGAAGGGAUGUGACGUACCUGUAGAGAGUUUAUUUGACAUCCUUUUGUCAUACCUGGAGAGUCCCAACACAAAUCCUAUGGUUCUGAAAAAAUCAUUUCAAGCUACAUCCAAAUGGCUAGUGUGCUUACCUGAAAUGUCGUGCUUCAGCAGCCAGUGGCAAAUCAAGAAGAUUCUGCAAGAUGUAUUUCUGGUGCUGCAGAAGCGUUUAUGCAGUCCUUGCUGGGAAGUACGGGAUUCUUCUCUGGAGUUCCUCACUGUCUUGAUUAACGGCCUGAGAGACCACGAUGAGUUCAGGCAGACACUCCUGUCUUCAGAGGUGCCAAGACUUACGGAAGAUCUUCUUGGGGACCCGGAGAGUUACGUGCGAGCAAGUGCUGUGACUGCUGCAGGACACUUGAUCCUCGUUACUUACGUUGCUCCGGAGUCACCUGUCACAGGGAAUCAAUACAAUAAAGAGAACACUGUAGCAAAGCUUCAGGAAAUCUUGUCUAGAGAUCCAGAGGGCUUUCCUAGAAGGGCUGUGAUCAACAUCUUCAUCAAGUGGCUGAGGAAAGGUUACACCAGUCUGCUGCAGGAUACAGAGCAGUUCGUCUCUGAGGUGAUCCAGACUGCGGAGAGGGACUUAGACUGGGAAGUCAGACUUGGUGGUUUGGAGCUGGUUGAAGUUUUCUUUGUCCAGACGUUUUGCCGAUGUGGCCGCCCUAAAUGCCCCUAUGCUCCUUUCUCACCCGAGUUCACUAGCUCCGUUUGUCACAAUGAGUCGCUGCAGGUAUUUUGCCGAGCGAAACUGUUUGGCUUUUUAUUUCGCUCUCUGUGCGACUGUGACAGGCCAGUGGGUCAGAAAGCCUGUGAUAUACUGCUUGCCAUAAGAUCCAGUUUUUAUCCAAGUAACUCCCUGAAGGAUUCUCAAGACCCCGAAGAAGUAGGACAUGGCAUUGCCUGGCUACAGAGGACACUAAGGCAGGGAUCUCUGGCCCAGACCUUCCCCGCGGGCAGCAGUCACGAGGUUGACUUCCAAGAUCCAGAGAGCAUGCUGCUGGCUUUGGGAACAAUAGACCUGGAAGAGCUGCACGAUGAUCUGAACAAAAGCAGUGACCAUGUGGAAAAAAGCCCUCAGUCACUCUUACAGGACAUCCUUGCUGCUGUGGGGGCUGCAGAGGACAACGAAGCCGAUUGCUACUAAAGACAUCUUCUGCUUUUGAGGGAGCAGCGCUUCAAGCCGUUGCCUUUUGGAGAAGAAUUUUUGCUAGUCACGAAGUUUUUCUUGAGAGAGUCUCUGAAGAAGGGCUGCCCUAUUUAAAGAAAAAGGUUUUGUUAUUUGUUAAACGGGUUGGACAAUCUUUGAUUUAAAACUGAUUAAAAUUUUCUGAUAAAAUGUAAUUUAUAAUUGAUU
Nothoprocta perdicaria is the source of this 2727-nucleotide messenger RNA. It is a transcript of the gene BRAT1, whose product is annotated as BRCA1 associated ATM activator 1. Gene Ontology annotation, biological process: cell population proliferation; DNA damage response; positive regulation of protein phosphorylation. Lineage: Eukaryota; Metazoa; Chordata; Aves; Tinamiformes; Tinamidae. Gene Ontology annotation, cellular component: nucleus. The record is from RefSeq and is a predicted model, not a curated record. The coding region runs from base 19 to 2517 and encodes 832 amino acids. The transcript has 13 exons.